AUGUCGCCGCUGAGCCUCCACCUUCCCAAAAUAGAAUCUCAAGGGCUGGGAAGCAAUGAGCGCAGGAUGUCACCGUCGAGAUCCAGGAAGCGCCCUUCGGGGCCGCAGCCCACCACCGCGCUCGCAAAGAAGUGGCACUGCCCCGCGCCCGCGGUGCUGGCCUCGGAUGACGUCGCCGGCGCGGCGGCACCCUCGUCGCCGUCCUCCUCCUCCUGGGCGUCGCUUCCAGGGGAUAUGGUUCGACAGAUAGCUUGGCGCGUGCUGGCCGGCGAUUUUCUGGAUUACGUCCGCCUCCGCGCCGUUUGCACCAGUUGGCGGUCCGGCACUGUGUGCCCGCGCGGCCGCGGCGUCACCGAUCCACGCUUCCACCCGCGCCGCUGGAUGAUGCUGCCGGAGGGCCACGGUCUCUACCCCGGCCACCGAAAGCUUGGCGGCUACAUCCGCUUCUUCAACCUUGACGCCGGAGCCCUCGCCCGUGUCGAGCUCCCCCUGUUCAAGAACCACUGCGCUCUGGAAUCGGUCGACGGCCUCCUCCUCCUCCAGAGAGACCAAGACACGGCCAUCCGCCUCGUCCACCCUUUCACUCGCGACAUUGUUGAGCUCCCACCGCUUGCCACCCUCCUCACGCAGCUGGGCGACGAUCUCCGCAGCGCACACACCGACCCCGAGCUGCGGAAAUGGUACUAUAUCAGAUACUGCGUGUGUGCUUCUGUUUCCUGCAGCGGUGGAUCCGUCGUCGUCAUGCUCGCGUUCCGUCGUCUGAUGUGCGUAGCCUUUGCGACCUCCGACUCCCAAGACCAGCAAUGGACCAUGCCAAGCUGGGAAGUCCCAUUCAACAUUGCGCCCUUGGCAUUCCAAGGCAGGCUAUACUUUGUGCACCAUCCUACAACUAAUGGGUCGCUGGUUUUCCAGAUCAACCCGCCCCUGCAGGUUGGCUCGCCGCCACUGCCGCCAAAGCUGAUCGCCACAUGUCCGGCAGAUAAACUCUACAGGGGCUCACAUCUGGUAGAAUGCAACUCACAGAUCCUGCUUGUUGGCCAUGGCGACAUUUCCUUAAAGCACAUUGUGAUUUACAAACUCGAGGACCUUAUCUUGGAAAGGUUUAUCCCGGUGACAAGCAUCGGAGACCGUGCCCUCUUCCUCCAAGGGAAGUGCCUGAGUGUCUCCUCCACGGCGCUGCCUACUGUCAUGUCUGAAACUGUUGUCUACACCCAUCCAAUAUACUAUCAUUAUGCACAAUACCACCUCAGGACUGGUGCUUGGUCGCAACCAAUCGACACAUGCGGUCUAAAUGGCUUUAACCCGGGUCCUCGUAGCCUCAUCCACCAUGUCAUUACUUGCUGCAUUCGCAAUGUCUGGAACAAAGGGCUGUUAUAUUCGAAAAGGCUAGAAAAUAGGCUUCCAACGCUUCUUUGGAAGGUGAAGAGAAAGCUUCGUUAUUGGUCAUAAAAGGCCCUUGUGACCAGAAGCUGGUGGAUGCAUGGAUUUCCUUGGCGCCAAGAAGGGAGACUAGUUACACUCGUACCUCCUCGUCGUCUCCUUGUUGCUAGAACUUUUCUCAUGACACCUAUUGUGAUGAUACUGUAGCUCUGACAAAUUUAAAUAUGCUUACCUUCUGCUUUUCAGCAAUCAUGUAUUAGCUCGGAUAGAUGAAGCACAUGAUGUUUUAUUUUAUUCCUGUCUUGUUUCCUUUUUUAA
Molecule: messenger RNA, 1698 nt
Organism: Aegilops tauschii subsp. strangulata
Lineage: Eukaryota; Viridiplantae; Streptophyta; Magnoliopsida; Poales; Poaceae
Source: RefSeq, a predicted model, not a curated record